AUGCCUUUGAAAGCAAGUUUGAAGUCUGGAAAGGGAAAGAAACUACAACCGAGAUUUGUAGGACCCUAUAAGGUUAUCCAGCGCGUGGGACAGGUAGUGUACAAGUUAGAAUUGCCACCGAAUCUAUCUCGAAUUCACAAUGUGUUCCAUGUGUCUAUGCUUAAGAAGUAUCUUCCAGACCCCUCUCACAUUUUGCAACCAGAAAGUAUUGAAAUUGAUGAGACAUUGACAUAUGAGGAGAAACCAGUGAAGCUUCUGGAUAGGAAAGUGAAGGAAUUGAGAAAUAAACAGAUACCGUUGGUGAAAGUUCUUUGGAAGAACCAUGGGCUAGAAGAAGCGACUUGGGAGGUUGAAGAAGCAAUCUGA
Molecule: messenger RNA, 366 nt
Organism: Coffea eugenioides
Lineage: Eukaryota; Viridiplantae; Streptophyta; Magnoliopsida; Gentianales; Rubiaceae
Exons: 1
Coding region: 1-366 (121 amino acids)
Source: RefSeq, a predicted model, not a curated record